AUGAUAAAUGUGUCCACCAUCAGUACUAGCUUCAUUAUUCUUGGUCUUGUCGAGAUGGAAAGACUAAAAUAUUUUUACUUUACGAUAUCUCUUGCACUGUAUCUCAUUAUCAUGCUCUUUACAUCGAUGAUUGUUUCCAUUAUUGUCACGGAACCAAGACUUCAUGAACCCAUGUACCUAUUCAUUUGCAAUCUACUUAUCAACGGGAUUUUCGGAAGUACAACACUUUUCCCGAAGCUUAUAAUCAACUUGCUUUCUGGGUCUAAAAUAGUCUCUUUAGUUGAUUGUUUAAUCCAAGCUUUUUGUGUACAUACUUUUGGUGCGGUUGAGUUACUUACUUUUACUGUCAUGGCGCAGGACAGAUAUUUAGCUGUUGGCCAACCUCUUAGAUACCCAACACUGAUGACGAAUGGAAAGGCCCUGACAUUCAUAGCUAUGAUCUGGGUUACUACAUUUAUAGGUGUCCUUGUACCUGUGAUGAUGACAGCAUGGCUUCCUCUGUGCGGCAUAAAUAUUAACAAUUUGUUUUGUGAUAAUAUGUCACUCGUCAAACUGGCUUGUGGCAACUCAUCUGUCAAUAAUAUAUUUGGAGCCGUUCAGGCGUUUCUUAUGAUUUUUAUUGCUCUCGUGAUCAUAAUUUAUUGCUACAUAAAGACAUUUUUGAUCUGUCUGAAGGUAUCUAAGGAGGCAUAUCAGAAAGCUGUCAGUACGUUGGUGACCCACCUGUAUGCCUUUUCCAGUUUUCUGAUCACAACCUUUUUUGUUCUUCUGCGUUACAGAUUGAACAGUGCUACAUUUCCUCUUUAUGGACAUAUAACGCUCUCUUUCAUCGGCCUUGUAACCCCGACUAUUGUUAACCCGCUCAUUUACGGGAUAAGGACUGAAGCCCUGAGAAGUAAAAUCAUUCAGAACUUCCGGAAACUACAUGAUCUGAGAAAACCUAAUGUGUGAUUUUAUGCUCUAAAAGAAAGUGUUCUAGACAGUAUAAUCUUUAAUUUACAUCAAUUUCCAGUUUACCACAAGAAUUAGACUGAGAUUUGUUUUACAUGUUAAAUACACUGCCGUUUAGGGUCCCUUAGAAAUCU
This is a messenger RNA of Spea bombifrons (plains spadefoot toad), 1085 nucleotides long. RefSeq names its product olfactory receptor 4C12-like. The transcript has a single exon. Gene Ontology annotation, cellular component: membrane. The record is from RefSeq and is a predicted model, not a curated record. NCBI's taxonomy places the organism in Eukaryota, Metazoa, Chordata, Amphibia, Anura, Pelobatidae. Gene Ontology annotation, biological process: G protein-coupled receptor signaling pathway. The coding region runs from base 1 to 951 and encodes 316 amino acids. Gene Ontology annotation, molecular function: olfactory receptor activity; G protein-coupled receptor activity.